AUGAUUGCACCGAUUUGUACUCAGCGGGAUGCCGAUGGGAUCGAUAUCUACUUCCUCAAUCACCCAGAUUCUAGCAUUUACCACAACGUCACCUCAGCGAGUACCAUCAUCGAGAUCUUCCAGACCGUGCGUCCCAGCGGUGGUACACCAACCGGUCAGCGCUUGAAUAAGAUCUUGAAGUCAUAUAUCCAGCGAUUCAUGAGAGACAAGACGAUUAAGCCAAUGAACAUUAUUGUCAUCACCGAUGGGGUGCCUUCUGACGAUGUCGAAUCCGUCAUCGUCUCAGCUGCCAUGAAACUCAGCAAAGAAGAUGCAGAACCAUGGCAAGUCGGUAUUCAAUUCUUCCAGGUUGGCAAAGAGCCCGGUGCACGGGAGCACCUCAAGAGUUUGGAUGAUAAUAUUGCCGAAGUAGCGGGGAGCAUGACAGGUAAUAUGCCGGUGAGAGAUAUUGUGGAUACGAUUCCUUUCACUGGCGAAGGAGAUGCCGAGCUUACCGCCACGGGAAUCCUUAAAGUCGUACUGGGCUCAGUUCACAGACGCUGGGAUCAUAAUUCCCGGAACUUGCAUCGUAGCUAG
Alternaria arborescens is the source of this 576-nucleotide messenger RNA. RefSeq lists its product as hypothetical. The record is from RefSeq and is a predicted model, not a curated record. Lineage: Eukaryota; Fungi; Ascomycota; Dothideomycetes; Pleosporales; Pleosporaceae. The transcript has a single exon. Bases 1 to 576 code for a protein of 191 amino acids.